Molecule: messenger RNA, 2330 nt
Organism: Ipomoea nil (Japanese morning glory)
Lineage: Eukaryota; Viridiplantae; Streptophyta; Magnoliopsida; Solanales; Convolvulaceae
Product: probable protein phosphatase 2C 15
Exons: 7
Coding region: 866-2146 (426 amino acids)
Biological process (GO): protein dephosphorylation
Molecular function (GO): protein serine/threonine phosphatase activity
Source: RefSeq, a predicted model, not a curated record
UGAAACCGUUACUCCAUAGCUCUCUCUCACUGUCUCUCUUAAGUCAGCAAAUUCACUUUACAUUCUGUCUUCCAAUUUAGAGCCCAAAAGCCAAGAAAAAGUUGAGUGAAAAAAGCCAUUCAACUUCAAACUUCUCUUUUUUCUCUCAUGGAAUGGAAUGUGCAUUUUCACUCCUUGAAACAUCCUUGUUUCCCCCGCCGGUGGCGCCCCUCGUGCUGUCUUUUGGGCAUUUUCUUGUAAAUUCAUCACAUCUGUUGUUUCUCUAGACUAGAAUGUUUGUCGGCUUUCGUAAUUUUUGUUUUUUGUUUUAAUUAAUGGGGCUUCCAUGUUGCCUCAUUACACUUCAAUCCUCGUCAUCAAUCCGCGUUUUUCUUGUUGAACUACUCUCAUUAUUAUUCUUUUAAGCUGAAUGAAUAUCCCUGUUUUUUAAAAAUUGGGAGUGAAAUCCCAAUUCGCUGUCACUAUCAGAUCUGCAUUUUGGCUUUCUUUGCAAGGGGGGUAAAUCAUAAAUGUCAACUUAGUACAACAGUGUUUCAAUUAUCCUCUGAUUUCUUGCUUGAUUUCUGUUUGGAGAUUUUAAGGUUCUUUUGCUUGAGCUUUGAUCACAUUUCUGGGGGGGUUUUCUUGGUUUUCGAAUCUGUAAGGUUAGUGUUUUGUUGACUUGUUGGUGUAAAGUUUGAAACUUUAGGGCUUUUUUGGGGGAAUUCUGAGAUAAUCUUGGAAUGGGUAUGUGGAGAAAUGUGAAUUGGGUUGAAUAGUGUUCAGGGCUUGAUGAUGGAAGUUCUGAGAUGUAAAGAUUGAAGGGCUCUUUUAGUGAAAAAAUUGUGGUUUUGGGGAUUUUGGUAGGGUUUGAGUGGGAGAAGAGAUGGGGUCAAGGGAAGAGAGGCAUAGGUAUAAUCAUGAUCUUGUCCCCUUAGCUGCUCUGAUUAGUAGGGAGAUGAGGAAUGAGAAAAUGGAAAAGCCAACUGUGAGGUAUGGAUGUGCUGCCCAGUCCAAAAAGGGGGAGGAUUAUUUCAUGAUGAAGACAGAUUGCCAGAGAGUUCCCGGGAACCCUUCGUCGUCUUUCUCUGUGUUUGCGAUAUUUGACGGGCACAAUGGGAAUGCAGCGGCUGUGUUUUCGAGGGACUAUCUAUUAGUUCAUGUUUUAAGUGCCAUUCCACGAGGGCUAGGCCGGGAUGAGUGGCUUCAAGCUUUGCCUCGGGCACUUGUUGCUGGUUUUGUGAAAACCGAUAAGGAGUUCCAGAGGAGAGGCCAAACUUCUGGAACCACAGCGACCUUUGUAAUAGUUGAUGGUUGGACUGUGACAGUUGCAUCUGUUGGAGAUUCCCGCUGCAUUUUAGACACUCAAGGAGGCGAUGUUGCGAUAUUGACCGUAGAUCAUAGGCUCGAGGAAAAUGCAGAGGAAAGGGAGCGCGUCACGGCUAGUGGGGGCGAAGUAGGGAGGCUAAGCAUUUUCGGUGGUGCCGAGGUGGGUCCCCUUCGUUGUUGGCCGGGAGGGUUAUGCCUUUCGAGAUCAAUCGGGGAUAUGGAUGUCGGAGAAUUCAUUGUUCCAGUUCCAUAUGUUAAACAAGUGAAGCUAUCAAAUGUUGGCGGGAGGUUAAUAAUAGCAUCUGAUGGAAUCUGGGAUGCAUUGUCUUCGGAGAUGGCUGCUAAAUCUUCUCGGGGAUUGCCUGCUGAGCUUGCAGCUCGUCAAGUGGUCAAGGAAGCGUUGAGGACACGUGGUUUGAAGGACGACACGACCUGCAUAGUAGUCGACAUAAUUCCCCCCGAAACCGUUGUGCAGCCUUCAAUUACCCCCAAGAAGUAUAAUAAGCUUCAAGCACUAUUAUUUCGAAAGAAAUCUGCUACUAAGCCUUCGAAAAAGCUGUCAGCUGUUGGUAUAGUGGAGGAAUUGUUCGAGGAGGGGUCUGCAAUGCUCGCCGAAAGAUUGGGGAGCGAAGAUUCAAAUGGUCCGUCGAUGUCUGGUCUCUUCAUUUGCGCGGUUUGCCAGGUCGACCUUGGUGCGAGCGAAGGCAUAUCGGUGCAUGCUGGGGCCAUCUUCUCCACGAGCUCGAAGCCAUGGCAAGGUCCUUUCCUCUGCACGGACUGCCGCAACAAGAAGGAUGCCAUGGAAGGGAAACGCCCAAGUGGAGUUAAAGUUGCUUAACUCCAUUGUCUCUGAUGGAUGGAUGAUCUGAAUGGCUGUAAUUGUUUCUCAUGCUCACCCAGUUCUUAGGAUUUAAUUGUGUCACAACAAAUGUAUGUAUCAUUCCAGAAAAUAAUGUAAAAAAAUGGGUUAUCUCAAUAAAGGAAAAGGGGAGCCUUUGUAGGUGGCUUUUUGUGAUGGAUUA